GAGCUGGACGGCAUGGACGACGAGGACGGCCCAGGGGAGAUGCAGCAACAAUUCGAGCAGAACCUCGGAGAGGUAGCGGACUCUGGAACCGCCCUGACCGUCGGCCUAUUUAAGCAGAUCCUGAACGAAAAGCUCAAGCCCAUCGAGAAGGAUAUCAACGCGAUCAAAAAACAUGGAGUAUCCCAUCAAGAUCUCCAUAACGCCGUCCAGCCGCUCAAGGCGGCGGUGGACGAUAUCACAUCCAGGGUAUCGACAUUAGAAGUUUCCACGCCCAAAACAAUGUCGGCCAGAUCUGGGUCAGAAGCCUCCCUGGGGACGGUCCUGGAAGCGAAACUCCAGGAUAUGGAAAACAAGAUCAAUGAUCUCACGGGGAAGGGGCGAACGCCAGACGGAACGAUUGCAGUGCUUGGUGGAAUGGAUGGUUUUGCCGAUUUGGCAGCAGCUUCAGACUUCCUCAAUACGCGCAUUGCCAAUAUCAACGUCCCGCCGCCGGCCGACAUCUUCAUCAAAGGUGAGUCGUUCAACGGCCUCUUGUUUGCUAAGUUUGGCAGCCCUACAUCCGUGGAUACUUUGGUGAAGCAUUUCCGCCAGAACAGUAUUUCUCACAAUGGUCAGAAAAUCUGGGCGAACCGGGAUAUGCCAAUUACUCAGCGUGUGCCUCUCCGUUUUCUCUUCGGCUUCAAACGUCUACUGACGGAGUGGGGCUUCAGGAAGCAAGCGGUCCAGAUCGACGACGAGGCCCUGACGAUGCACGUUGCGGGGGAGCACAUCAUCACAGUCUCCGUUAACAGCGGCACUAUGCACCAGACGUGGGCGAAAACGGAAUGGGAGCAGUGGAGCGCAUUUCACAACGAUUCCGAGUUCAAGCAGCUUGGUGCUUCUUGCCAGGAAAUCCUCGGCCGCGUCGCGGACAAGGGCAAAGGGAAAAGCAAGUGA
Messenger RNA from Prorocentrum cordatum, 936 nucleotides. NCBI's taxonomy places the organism in Eukaryota, Dinophyceae, Prorocentrales, Prorocentraceae. The record is from the annotation of a GenBank genome assembly.